CGCACACACACACAACCUCUGGGUGAGACAUAGAUUACAAGUGCACUCUGGCUUCUGUGCAGCACGAGUGCGACUCUUUAAACCUGCAGCAGUUUGGCCUCAGCUGCAGAUCGUAGUUUGGCUCAGGUUCAACAGCGCUGACUCUGUGUGUGUGUGUGUGUGUAUGUGUGUGUGCGUGUGCGUGUGUCCUUGUGGAGGUAAAACGAGUCAGCGCAGCUCGACAUGAAUCACCUUCUGAAAGUUCCUCUGCUGGCCGGCCGAGCCUUCAGCAGCUCCAGCAGACAGCUGAAGAACAGAGUCCCCGAGGCCCAGAAGCUCUUCCAGGCAGACAAUGGGCUGCCGGUCCAUAUCAAAGGUGGAACCAGUGACGUCCUGCUGUACCGAGCCACGAUGACACUAUCAAUUGCAGGAACCUGCUACUCUCUCUAUUGGCUUCUCAUUGCCUCGAUGCCACAGAGGAAGGCAUGAAAAAGAAGAAAACGGGCUUGGUCUGUUGCCUGGAGAGCAACGCUGGGCCCAGUGUAAACCCUGAUGUUUCACGUAUCUGAUUGUGUUUCGUUUUAACGCCACUGCUCGCUGCAGAGGAGAGUAAAAAAUAAACUUGUUCAGCGUUUUAA
Nothobranchius furzeri (turquoise killifish) is the source of this 617-nucleotide messenger RNA. RefSeq names its product cytochrome c oxidase subunit 7A1 (gene cox7a1). Gene Ontology annotation, biological process: mitochondrial electron transport, cytochrome c to oxygen; mitochondrial respirasome assembly; regulation of oxidative phosphorylation. NCBI's taxonomy places the organism in Eukaryota, Metazoa, Chordata, Actinopteri, Cyprinodontiformes, Nothobranchiidae. The record is from RefSeq and is a predicted model, not a curated record.